UGAGGAAGCACCCCAUCCCCAUCGCGCUUUGCUUUGCUUUGCUUUGCUUUCCAAUAUUCUCAUGCAUCAUAAAGGAAGAAAAGUAGACUAGUAGCUUUCUCGAUCUGCAUAUAAUCUCCAAUCCCAUAAAGAUGGGAAUGGGAUAAGCCAUAGCCAUAUUCUUUAUGCAAAUGGAUAAGAUCAAGCACGUUACGCAACCUGACCAGACAAUAAUUAAUAAGCCAGCUGAAUGCUCUCCCCGAAUGGUACAUCCACAGCGGAGAUGGUCUGGCAAUCCCGAAUAAGAUCUCAUCCGAUUAUUACUUCAUUAGGCUUUCAUGUCUGCUUACCCUUUUCUCGUUUUACCAAUUCCUUGGUUGGUUUCCCCAGAAACUGUUCUAUUUCGAGUUCAGAGAAGCUGCAAGAGAAAGUUGAAGAUAAUGAUCGAUUAGGAUUGCCCUCUUCACAUAAUGACUCAAUUUUCAUCUAUAGAGAGGUACCCUUUUUCAGAUUAGAUGCUUCAAUUAGUUCACUCGAGCAACAACUUAAAAGUGCUAAAGCACAGAAUAUGCCCAAAACUGGGAGUGGGCUCGUAUCUUUUGAUGAGAUGAAGCAGAGAUUUCUGAAUUUCAAGAAGCACAAGUAUCUAGAAGAAAUGGAGCAUUUUCAAACUCUUGCUGAUGUGCAAACACCCAAGUUUAUGGUGAUUGCCUGUGUAGAUUCUAGGGUUUGUCCCUCUAAUAUUCUUGGAUUUCAACCUGGAGAAGCUUUUAUGGUCCGAAAUGUUGCUAACAUUGUCCCCCCACUUGAGAAUGGACCAACAGAAACUAAUGCUGCCCUUCAGUUUGCUGUAAAUACUCUUGAAGUUGAAAAUAUAUUCAUCAUUGGUCAUAGUAACUGCGCAGGAAUUCAAGCUCUCAUGAAUAUGCAAGAUGAAGAGAACCAUAGCUUUGUUGAGAAAUGGGUUGCUAUUGCAAAAAAUGCAAAGUUAAGAACAAAAGCUGAUGCAAAUGGCCUUAGCUUUGACCAGCAAUGCAAGCACUGUGAGAAGGAAUCUAUCAAUCUUUCGUUGCUGAACUUGCUAACAUACCCGUGGAUCGAAGAGAGGGUGAGGAAAGAGACGCUCUCUGUUCAUGGAGGAUACUAUGAUUUCUUGAAUUGUACAUUUGAGAAGUGGACUCUUGAUUUCAAAACAAGAAGCAGUGGUGGCCAUGGCAGUAUAUUCUCAGCCAAAGACAGAGAGUUGUGGAGCUGAGUUUCUUUGCAUCUUCCUUCAUCCCAGAAUUUGGAUUCUGCCAUUGCAAAGACCAUGCUGAUGUGAACAGAAAUGCAUUCAAAAGAUUGUAAAUACAUUUGAUUUAUUGUGAUAAAUCAAUCAUAUACAAACACCAUUGCCAACUGAUCUAAGUAAACCCAUUUAGCUGCUGCAAGAAUCAAGUGUAAAAGCUAUUUGUAGAAUUUAGAACUGUAAAUUUGAAAUCUAUAUAAUAUUCAACAUUUAUACA
Messenger RNA from Manihot esculenta (cassava), 1484 nucleotides. RefSeq names its product beta carbonic anhydrase 5, chloroplastic. Lineage: Eukaryota; Viridiplantae; Streptophyta; Magnoliopsida; Malpighiales; Euphorbiaceae. Gene Ontology annotation, molecular function: zinc ion binding; carbonate dehydratase activity. The record is from RefSeq and is a predicted model, not a curated record. Bases 230 to 1234 code for a protein of 334 amino acids. The transcript is spliced from 10 exons.